Daphnia pulicaria is the source of this 1068-nucleotide messenger RNA. RefSeq lists its product as uncharacterized. The coding region runs from base 1 to 1068 and encodes 355 amino acids. Lineage: Eukaryota; Metazoa; Arthropoda; Branchiopoda; Diplostraca; Daphniidae. The record is from RefSeq and is a predicted model, not a curated record. The transcript has 6 exons. Gene Ontology annotation, biological process: sodium ion transport. Gene Ontology annotation, molecular function: sodium channel activity. Gene Ontology annotation, cellular component: membrane.
AUGACAGAUGAUUCUAACAAAUCCUCUACAUCCUCCGUGAAGGCAGCUAAUGGAUGGGCGGAUUUCGCUGGACGAUCCACCUGUGCAGCUGUGACUCACCUCGGUGACAAAUCGAAUCCCGUGCCGGUCAAAAUCAUUUGGAAGAUCACACUGGUCGUCGGAAUCCUUCUCACGGCUGUCUCCACCUACUUCUCGACUCUGUCUUUCAUAAACAUGGCAGGCAACAGCGAAAUGCUCCUGCAAACAGAUACAGUCAAUUGGUUCGAGCAUCCCAAGUACCACAUUUGCACUUCCAGCACCUUCAAUCUCACAAUCCUAGCGGAAAUGGGAUUUGUCGAUACCGAAAUGAUCUCGUAUUUGAUACUCUCUACAUCACUCUUUGUCGUUUCGCCGGCUCUUCUUCAGGAUGAGCAACGACAGCGGCAGCUGGAAACCAAGUUCAACAACAUACUCGCUAAAAAUGAUGUCAAAGAUGUCAACGAAAUCAUCCAACGGGCUCUACUCAGAUGCGAAGACAUAAUUGCUGGUUGUAUCUCACCUGGUGUUUAUGCGGACAGCGUCGAUUGCUGUGCCAAAUUCUUUCCAUCGGGCAGUUUCGUGUCCACAACUGGCGCUUGUGUCACAACUCUUUCAGCUCCACCCAUGUUUCAGCACAUCCCUUCCAUGACGUUCGGCUUUAUCGUCUUCGUGAGGGAUUCCAGGGAUUUCCGAGCACUGGAUAAUUCUGUCGUCAAUCCGAUCCUGGCUAAUCAGAAGGGUAUUACAUUUUCGGCCAAUGACAAGUGGACUGAUCCUUCUGUGGCGCUUCUCAAAGAGAAACACUACACCCGCAUAGGACUCUGGACUUCGUUGGCAAUUUCCAAAACAAUAAUUAACGACGAGGAAGUGGCGAAAUCAAUGCUAGCCACGAAGAUGUGUGCCACCCGGGACAAACUGGAUCGCUACCAACAUUUGGUGCCCGGGUUUGAUAAGUACACGGAAUGCAAUUGCAAAUACGCGUUCCACCAGAAGCGUGUAAUCAAAGCUGUCAACUGCUACCUUGUGACUAUACCUUAUAAAGGCAUUUAA